AUGCAUGGCGACCUCAGACGUUGUUUGCAGGCUCGAGAUGGUGAGCCUAAACCUAGCACCAGCAGCAGUAGCAGCAGUAGCAGCAGUAGCAGCAGUAGCAGCAGUAGCAGCAGUAGCAGCAGCAGUAGCAGUAGCAGCAGCAGCAGUAGCAGUAGCAGCAGCAGUAGCAGUAGCAUCAACACAGUAGCAAUGAUCAGCAUAUGGUUAGUUUGA
Molecule: messenger RNA, 213 nt
Organism: Acytostelium subglobosum LB1
Lineage: Eukaryota; Evosea; Eumycetozoa; Acytosteliales; Acytosteliaceae
Exons: 1
Coding region: 1-213 (70 amino acids)
Source: RefSeq, a predicted model, not a curated record